Molecule: messenger RNA, 789 nt
Organism: Lipotes vexillifer (Yangtze River dolphin)
Lineage: Eukaryota; Metazoa; Chordata; Mammalia; Artiodactyla; Lipotidae
Product: AP-2 complex subunit beta-like
Exons: 6
Biological process (GO): intracellular protein transport; vesicle-mediated transport
Cellular component (GO): membrane coat
Molecular function (GO): protein binding
Source: RefSeq, a predicted model, not a curated record
AUGGGGGGACAGAAGAGAGUAGUAGUGAAUUGUAUUCAGACUGACAACCUGGAACUAAAGAAGCUCAUGUAUCUCUACUUGAUGAACUGUGCCAAGAGCCAGCCAGACAUGGCCAUCGUGGCUGUCAACAGCUUUGUGAAGGACUGUGAAGAUCCCAAUCCUCUGAUUCGGGCCUUGACAGUCAGAACCAUGGGGUGCAUCCAGGUGGACAAGAUUACAGAAUAUCUCUGUGAGCCCCUCCGCAAGUGCUUAAAGGAUGAAGAUCCCUAUGUUCGGAAGAUAGCAGCAGUGUGUGUGGCAAAACUCCAUGACAUCAGUGCCCAAAUGGUGGAAGAUCAGGGAUUUCUGGACUCUCUGCGGGAUCUCAUAGCAGAUUCAAAUCCAAUGGUGGUGGCUAAUGCUGUAGCAGCAUUAUCUGAAAUCAGUGAAUCUCACCCAAACAGCAACUUACUCAAUCUGAAUCCACAGAACAUUAAUAAGCUACUGACAGCCCUGAGUGAGUGCACCGAAAGGGGCCAGAUUUUCAUCCUGGACUGCCUGUCUAAUUACAACCCUAAAGAUGACUGGGAGGCUCAGAGUAUCUGUGAGCGGGUAACUCCUCAGCUAUCUCACGCCAACUCAGCAGUGGUGCUUUCAGCAGUAAAAGUCCUAAUGAAAUUUCUAGAGUUGCCUGAAAUCUUGAAGCAGGAGAUCAAAGUUUUCUUUGUGAAGUACAAUGAUCCCAUCUAUGUGAAACUAGAGAAAUUGGACAUCAUGAUUCAUUUGGCAUCCCAAGCCAGCAUUGCUCAG